This is a messenger RNA of Entrophospora sp. SA101, 420 nucleotides long. The record is from the annotation of a GenBank genome assembly. NCBI's taxonomy places the organism in Eukaryota, Fungi, Glomeromycota, Glomeromycetes, Entrophosporales, Entrophosporaceae.
AUGUCUUUAGUACCUUCGGAUCUCCCGGCUUACCUACAAAACGAAAAUACCGCUAAAUUGAUUCUUCAAGCAACGAAGCAAAUGGGUAUUGAUGACCCCGCCCUGCUUAUUCGAUUUGAUAAUAAUGGGUUCAAUGAUACUGCUGUGUUGAAUUGUCGUAACGGUGUUCCCGGACAAACACAAGGUGCUCUUAUCGCCUACAUUGUAGGAAGUGGUGGUGUAAAUUUUAGAGGUCUGAAUAAAUUGUUCUUGUUUAGGAGUUGUUUAGCAAUUAGCCGGUGUCAGUAUGGAUUUCCUCCAUGGGCUCAUCAUCAACCGGGGGUUGCAGAUGUUUGUAUUUCGAUCUGUAGAAUAAGCAAGUUAUCAGCUAAUGGUGGAAUCGACUAUGAACUAUUUGACUAUCCUUUAAAGUUUAAGUAG